This is a messenger RNA of Drosophila subobscura, 5004 nucleotides long. Its product is annotated as basic proline-rich protein. The record is from RefSeq and is a predicted model, not a curated record. The transcript has 3 exons. The coding region runs from base 552 to 3407 and encodes 951 amino acids. Lineage: Eukaryota; Metazoa; Arthropoda; Insecta; Diptera; Drosophilidae.
GAUUGACGACCAACCGAUUAAUCGCUUCGAGCAGCCGCCUGGUGUAAUCGUUUUAAGCGUCGUUCUGUGCAAAUUGCAAAAAGUGUAAGAAAAAGAGAAAAAUAUGCAGACUUUGCGCAAAACCAUUUGAAUGCCAAUUGUGCCAACGUUCAAUAUUCAGACGACAACCCAACGCCAAGGGGCAGGUGCAAAGUGCUCGAGGAUUUAAACAAAUUAUUUUCCGUGUCUCCUGCGUGUGUGUGGGUGCGUGUGCGUGUGUUAAUGUGUGUUGCGGCGCGUGGGUGAGUGUGUGUGAGCGAGCGUGCCAGUGUGCGUGUGUGUGAGUGUAAAAAAAGCCGCACACUGCAAAAAAAAGGAAAAUUUUCCUUUUUGCCCUUUUCUCGCAUUUGGCAACUGAAUAACCGUCGAAAGGGGCGCCCCCCCACACCCGUGGCGAACCGACGAAUCGGUUUUAUAUAUUUUUUUGCCCCAACCGGUUUAGAAUAACCGCUAAAAUUGUGGAAAAACAGGAGAAAACUCCCAAGCGGAAGAAGAAGACUGCAGCCAGUAAAAUGUCUGCAGUUUACUCGCCGCAGCCGCCGCAGCAGCAGCAGCAACAGCAGCCGCCUCCCCCACCACAGCAGCAGCAGCAGCAGCAACCGCCCCCCAAUGCCAUGUCCAUGCAGCAGCAACAGCAGCAGCAACAACAACAGCAGCCACCCGGCGUCGGUGGUGGCGGCGGCGGUGGCAGCGUCCUCGGCUCCCAGGGCGGGCUGCUGCCCAUGGGGAUGCAGCAGCAGCAGCGUAUCACCGGUGUGCCGCCAAUGGGAGUGCCCGGCUCCCCCGGCAGCAUCAUCACCGGUGUGGGUGGUGGACCCGGCGGUGUCGGUGGCUGCGGCAACAUGAUGGGCGUCAACCCACCAUCGACUCCGCGCGGCGGCGGCGGCGGUGGCGUCGGCGGUGGUCCGCCGCAGGUCAACUCAGCGCAGAUCCAGAAGAUGCUCGACGAGAACUGCGGCCUCAUCCAGACGAUCCAGGACUUCCAGAGCAUGGGCAAGGCGCAGGAGUGCAUGUCCUACCACGUGGCCCUGCACAGGAAUCUGGUGUAUCUGGCCCAGCUGGCGGAUCCUGCAAUGAAUAUCUCCCAGAUAUUGCCGCCGCCACACAUACUGCAGACACAGGCGAUGCAGCAGGGCAACCAGCAGACUCCGGGUGUUCCCACCGGUCCUCACGGUAUGCUGGGCGGCCUGCCACCACCCCAACAACAGCAGCAACAACAGCCACAGCAGCCCGGCGGUCCCGGCCAGGGCCAGCCCCAGCAGCCGGGCGGGCCACCGCAAAUGGGUGGCAUGCAGCAGCAUGGCAGCGAGCCCGGCGUCCAGAUGACACCCUAUGGCGCCCAGCAGCAGCAGCAGCAGCCGCCCCAUCCCGGCAUGCCGCCCAAUCCUCAGCAGCAAUCUCAGCAACAGCAGCAGCAGCAGCAACAACAGCAGCAGGCAGCGGCCGCAGCGGCGGCGGCAGCAGCUGCAGCAGCGGCAGCCGCUGGCCAACAGGUGACGCAAGUGAGCCAAGCCGGCCCGCAGGUCCAGCAGCAGCAGCAGCAACAGCAUCCAUCGGCGAUCUACCGCAACGCCCAGGGCGGGGGACAGCCGGGACAGGGACCGGCACAGCAAUCGAUUCUACCCAGUAAGUAUCAACAGCAGCAGCAGCGGCCCAACAAUGGCCCGCUGGCAGGACCCGGCCAGAACCAACAGCCGCCCCAGCAGCAGCAGCAACAGCAGCCACAGCAGGGCUCCCAGCAGCAGCAGCCGCCCAAUCAGCAGCAGCAGCAGCCCCAACAACAGCAGGGACCGCAGCAGGGCGGACCGGGCGGUGUGCCGCCACCACAGACACCGUACCGCGUGAGCUACCAGCAGCAGCAGCAACAGCACGGACACUAUCCCGGGUAUCCGCCGCAAACGCAGCCGCAGUAUCAGCCGCAGGGCGCCUAUCCGUAUGGUCCGCCGACGCAGGGCUAUGGGCCACCGCCGCCGGGUCCACCGAAUGCAGCGCAGGCUGGCUACCAUCAUGGCGGCGCUGGGGCAGGAGCCGGAGGACAUGGCGGCUAUCAGCCAAACACUGGCGGACCCGGACAGCAGGCACCGCCACCGGGCGUCUAUGCACCACCGCCAGGCAGCCAGCAGGGCGUGCCGCCUGGGCAGCAGCCACCGCCGCCGCCAGGACAGAUGUAUGGACCGCCGCCAGGCACCGCUGGCGGGCAGCAGGUGGGUGCGCCGGGUGGACCGCCUGGACCACCGCAAAGCGUCAAUCAGUAUGGUCCGCCGCCGCCGCAGAACUCUACGGGUGGUCCGCCGCCCAUGAGCUAUGCCGGGUAUCCCCCGAAUCCCAAUCAGUACGGGCAGGCAGGAGCAGGUGGAGCACCCCCAGGCGGUGGCUACGGGCCACCACCGCCGCCCAACAGCAGCGGACAGUCGCCGUAUCAGGCCUACCAGCAGCAACAGCAACAACAGCAGCAGCAGCAGGCGGUGGGUGCUGGUGGCGCACCGCCGGGCAGCAGUUAUCCGGGCGGACCGCCAACGAGUGUGGUGUCCGGUGGUCCGCCACCACCACCCGGUGGCUACAGCACAACGGCGCCCAGCCAAACGCCGCCGCCGCAGGGACCCCAGCAGCAGCAGCAACAACAGCCGGGCGGCGGCGGAGCGGGCUCCAAUCCGAACGGGCCCAAUGCCCAGCAGCAGUCGACGCCGCCGCCAUCGGGAGGAGUGGGUGGCAAUCCGCAGCAGCAGCAGCAGCAAGUGCCGGGCGGUGGGGCAGGAGGGGCGGGCUCUCAGCAGCAGCAGCAGCAGUACGCGCCUCCGCCGCCGCAACAGCAGCAGCAGCAGGGAGGGCCGGGUGGAGUGGUCGUCUCUGGUGUGGCACCGCUGCCCACACAGGUGCAACCCACAUACUCGACGCCUGGCGGCGUUACAGGCUACGGGCCGCCGCAACCGCAGCAGCAGCAGCAAGGGCCAGGAGGACCUCCUACCUCCCAGCAGCAACAGCAGCAGCCACCACCGACCGGGGGUCCACCCAAUCCCCAGGCCAGUGCCCAGCAACAGCAGCAACAACAGCAGCAACAGCAGCAGCAGCCGCCACCGAACGGUGCCACGCCGAAUAUGCCGCCGAAUCAAUAUCAACCGGCUCCGGGUGCCCCACAGCCGUACGGAGGUCCGCCGCCACAGGCAUACGGACCACCGCCGCCGGGCAGUGCCUAUCCAGGGCAUGCGUACCAUCAGCCACCGCAGGCGGGCGGUUAUGCCCAAUAUCCGCCCACGCAGGGCUAUCAGAGCUACAGGCCGGCUGGCGCACAAAUGCCGCCACCCGGUGCACCCCAAGGACCGCCACCAACGGGGGCCUACGGCUACUACAGCAAUCAGCCGCCGCAAUGAGGCUGAGCGGUAGCGGUGGCAGAAGGAAAUCCACUCGAAAAAAUGCUCAUGAUGAAAUGGGAUUCAUGAAGGAUAAAAGGCGGGACACAGCGACACCCACGCCCAAAAUGAAGACGAUUCUUUUUGCAUACAAUUUAGAGACUUAAGCGGCUGAUCGGGAGACAGUUAUCUAAAUAGAUAUACAUAUAUAUAUAAAGAUAUAUAUAUAAAUACGAUUUGAUAUAUAAUUGAUUCGUAAGGCAAGUUUCUCCUCCUGUCCCUCCCUUGCUUCUCCCUGGCGAGAGAGUGAGCCUUGCACGGUCUUUUAGUCGUAAGCUCUCCCCUCUAUAUAGUAGUAGUAGAUGUGUUUUCUUAACCAUAGGAAUUAGCUAUUUAAACUAAUUUUUUUGUCGUGUCCGUAGUAGUAGCCACACAGUGUGAAAGAGAGAGAACAGAUGGAAAGAGAUGUCUGUCCAUUCAUUCAUAUUUCAUUUAUAUAUAUUUGUAUUUUAUUUUAUUGUUUUGAUUUGAUUCUAGCAUGGGCCUCGCUCCUGCCCUGCCCUGCCCGUUUCCCUCUUUUUCAUUGUUCUUUGCGCGUACUAUAGGAUAAGCAGCUCUACCCUUACACCCCGUAAAAUUACUAUUUAAAAGCAGAUAUUAUAAAUAAUACAAUUAACUAUAUUUCACAAUAAUAUACAAGAAAUUCAAGAAAAACUAAAGCGAGAGAGAGGGAGAAUGCCUCAUUGAUGCCUCUACACUAAUGGCUGGCACAGUACGGAACAAUUAAUUUAUAUUAUAAAAAACAUUCAACAAGGAAAAGGAAAAGGAGAAGAACAAAACAACUUAAAACUAAAUAGCACACUCUGAAAAUAUAGAAAUUUUUGUAAUUUUUUUCGUUUAACAUUUUUUUUUUUCGAUUUUUUUUUUAUAGUUAAUGAAUAUAGUGGAAUACAGUGGACACUCCAUAGGUGGACUUAAGACUCUUAUAAAGUUUGAUAAUAAUUAAUACGAUGGAUCUGAUACUGGAUGCUUGACUUCUAUUUAAAUAAUUAUUCAAGGAAUGCAUUUUAUUGCCUAAAAACACACACACAAAAAUGAGUUCCAAAAUAUAAUUAGCAUUUAGUAUUAAAAACAAAAUAUUUAUUUAGCUAACGGAAGGGAAACAACUACAAAUAAAACAAACGACAAAGUUAUUGUUAUUUAAGGAAGAAGAGAGAAAACAUAUUUUGGUUUUAAGAGAUUUCGAUUCUAGCUGUAAGAAUGUGCUCCACUGUAGUAGUAAUCCUCUCUCCUCCCGUGAACCCUUGCAAAGUGUACAAUUAGAAGAAACAAAUUCCAUUUAGAGCUCUUGUAAAGAUCUUGUAAUUUUGUGGAACGGCGAGAGUUUCUGUGUGGCGCCAUCUCGCUCUGAAGCAGGUCCCACGACUGUUGCUGCUCUGCUCUAAUCCGCUCGAAAAUCUCAAAUGAUCCCCACAGACCCUGGCCCGAUACCCCCUUCCACCCACAGACAUCGAGAAAAUAUAUAGGAGAUACGAGUAUAUCAAAUAGCAUUUAGAAAUUUCUAUUUUCAAAAUGCAAAAUAAGAAAUACAAAAAAAAACAAAAUAAUAAAAAAAUUU